AUGGCUGAACUAAGCAAGCCAAACCACCGCGCCUGGUGGAAAGAAAGCUCCGUCUAUCAGAUCUGGCCUGCUUCAUUCAAAGAUUCGAAUAACGAUGGCAUUGGCGAUAUCCCCGGUAUCAUCUCCGAGCUGGACUAUAUCAAGAAUUUGGGCGUCGAUAUCGUCUGGCUUAUCGCCGAUGAGUACGGUACGGUCGCAGAUGUCGAAAAACUGAUCCAGGGGUGUCAUCAACGGGGCAUGAAGCUUCUUAUGGACCUGGUGGUUAACCACACUAGUGAUCAACAUGAAUGGUUCAAGCAAUCGCGCAGUUCGAAGGAUAAUGAGUACCGGGACUGGUACGUUUGGCGACCUCCUCGCUACGACGAGAAUGGUAACCGUCAGCCUCCGAACAAUUGGAUUUCCCAUUUCCAGGGAAGUGCAUGGCAAUUCGACGAACAUACCGGCGAAUACUACCUCCAUCUAUACGCCACCGAGCAACCAGAUCUCAACUGGGAACACCCUCCUGUCGUAAAGGCCGUCCAUGAUAUCGUGCGAUUCUGGCUCAACAAAGGCUGCGAUGGUUUCCGCAUGGAUGUCAUCAACUUCAUCAGCAAAGACCAGAAUUUCCCCGACGCAGAGGUCACAGACGAGCGCCGAGGGUGGCAAUGGGGUGACAAGUUCUACGCCAACGGACCCCGUCUACAUGAGUAUCUCCAGGGCAUUGGCGAGAUUCUCAAAGAAUACGACGCCUUCAGCGUAGGCGAGAUGCCUUUCGUCAAAGACGAGAAAGAAGUCCUCAAGGCCGUGCAGUUCGACCGAAACGAAAUCAACAUGAUCUUCAACUUUGAGCACGUCGAUAUCGACCACGGGCCCCAUGGUAAUAAAUUUGAGCCCGGCGGCUGGAAACUUACCCAGCUUAAGGAGUUCUUUGCCCGCUGGCAGAGGUUUAUGUAUGCGAAUGAUGGGUGGAAUGCGCUUUACUGGGAGAACCAUGAUCAGCCUCGCUCGAUUGAUCGCUUUGCGAAUGCCCCGGAAGAGUACCGUCGUGUUUCCUCGAAAAUGUUGGCCAUUGCGUUGGCCUUGCAAUCUGGCACCCCGUUCGUGUACCAAGGACAGGAAAUUGGCAUGCGAAAUGUUCCCAAAUCGUGGGGGAUUGAGGAAUAUAAAGAUAUCGAUUGCCUCAAUCACUGGUAUGGAGAACAGAAGAAGGACUACUUCAAUGCGGAAGCCCAAGCCAUUGCCCGAGAAGAGUACCAGAAGAAAUCUCGCGACAACGCACGUACCCCGGUUCAAUGGUCUGAUGCCGAGAAUGGUGGCUUCACUGGACCAGGGGUUAAGCCUUGGAUGUCGGUGAACCCGGAUUACGUUCGAGUCAAUGCCGCGGCAGAAGUCAAGGACCCUAAUUCAACCUACCACUUCUGGGCUUCGGUGCUUGGUCUUCGCAAGAAGUAUCUCGACAUCUUCGUUUAUGGAGACUGGGUCCAGGUUGACGAGCCCAAUGAGGAAGUGUUCGCGUUUACUCGUCAAUAUGAGAAUCAGAAGGCGUUGGUCGUGUGCAACUUCACUGCGAAGGCUGUGGAUUGGGACGCUGGAAGUAAUGAGGUCUCUUCUAUCAAGGAAGUGAUUCUCAACAACUACGACAGUACUGCGGAAGCUACACAGCGCUUUGGCAGCGGAAAGUGGUCACUCCGACCUUAUGAGGCCAUAGUUGCUCUUCUGUAG
Messenger RNA from Penicillium manginii, 1701 nucleotides. Its product is annotated as glycoside hydrolase family 13 protein. The transcript has 4 exons. Gene Ontology annotation, molecular function: alpha-amylase activity. Gene Ontology annotation, biological process: oligosaccharide catabolic process. Lineage: Eukaryota; Fungi; Ascomycota; Eurotiomycetes; Eurotiales; Aspergillaceae. The record is from RefSeq and is a predicted model, not a curated record. The coding region runs from base 1 to 1701 and encodes 566 amino acids.